Drosophila innubila is the source of this 2525-nucleotide messenger RNA. It is a transcript of the gene Pkd2, whose product is annotated as polycystic kidney disease 2-like 2 protein. Lineage: Eukaryota; Metazoa; Arthropoda; Insecta; Diptera; Drosophilidae. Gene Ontology annotation, molecular function: calcium ion binding; calcium channel activity. The transcript has 8 exons. The record is from RefSeq and is a predicted model, not a curated record. Gene Ontology annotation, cellular component: membrane. The coding region runs from base 30 to 2468 and encodes 812 amino acids. Gene Ontology annotation, biological process: detection of mechanical stimulus.
UAAGAAGAAAAUAAAUUAACAAAAUAAAAAUGUCUGAUGAUGAUCAACCUGCACCAUCGCAUUAUCGCAAAAAACCUGGACGUCCGCCGCCGCCUCAACGUCCCGGAUCUGAUUCACGUCAAUCGGCACCGCCCAUACAACCUCGAUCGGUACGAUUGCCACUGCCGGUUGGUGUUAAAAAGACAAAUGUUUUACGUAUGGCUGUGCCAAAAAAGACACGAGAAGAUGUCACCGAUGAUGAGGCGCCGUCGACCUCAACCCGGGACUCUCAAACGCUAAAAGUCUCACGUCGCGUUCACGUUAAGCUGCCUGAGAAAGAAGAGGCCCAACCACUCGAUUCGAAUCAAGAAACCCCGACAAGUCCUCCAACACGAUCGGAUAAGCUUCUCAAGUUUUUAAACAGAAGGAAAUCGCCGACAGUGGAUAACCCGGAUGAAUCAAGUCAACAAAGCAGUUGGCGUCGCAGACCCACUCUUCACCGAAACAGUCCGACAGCCAGGAUAAAAACAUCGGGCAUUUCAUAUACAACCGAUGAAGAAGUACGCGAUGCUCUAAUGGAAUUUGCGGUCUUUAUCGCAUUCCUUUUACUAACUUCAAUGGUUACUCUAUCGGUACGACAUUCAUACAUGUUUUAUUUCAACGAUACCAUGAAGAAGCUGUUUACCACACGUGAAUUGGUUGUAGCACCGUCAGUGACCGUGUCUUUUGAGAAGUUAAUCACAGUGCCGGAUUGGUGGGAUUUUUUGAUUUAUAAUUUUCUGGUUACACUGCAUGGCGACAUGUCGACCGUCAGUUACGAUGGGUCGCAUGUAGACGACGAUGAGAUAACGACGGCAUCACCGGGAGACACUACUAAGAGUCGUAAGAAACGAAAAAGACGUCACGAUGCAACCGAAGAAGAUGAUGAUCUACCCGACUUUCGAGCUUUUAGCGCAAAUCGAACCCAUCUUGACGGUCGUAUCUUUUUGCAUGAGAAUCUUUUGCUUGGACCGCCUCGUCUUCGACAAAUACGUGUUAUGAAGGAUACUUGCUUUGUGAAUGAUGCGUUCAUACGUUAUUUCAACACAUGCUAUGACUCGUAUUCCGCGGGAGCGGAAGAAAUAAAACCCGAGCAUGGCGGAGCCGCGUUUCGGACAAUGAAAGAAUUGGACUCGACACCAAUUUGGACCGUUCUUAAUUCAUACACCACCGGUGGCUAUACCGUUAAUUUGACCUAUGACAGAGACAAAAACCUGAAAAUAAUCAAUGAUCUAAAAAUGAAUCAUUGGUUGGAUCGUGGAUCACGUCUAUGUCUUGUCGAAUUUAAUCUUUACAAUGAAAAUACAGAUAUUUUCCAGAGCGCCAAAUUGAUUGCGGAAAUUCCACCUACAGGAGGGGUUUUGCCACAGAGCCAUCUACAGACAGUAAAACAUUUUUCAUUUAUAACAGAUAAAAGUCUCUUUAUGUCAGUUGUCUAUAUUUUCUGGUAUAUUAUGGUCAUAUACUAUAACAUAAAUGAGAUUCACGAAAUACGAAAAUCAGGCUUUAAGAAAUAUUUUCGUAGUCUUUUAAAUAUACUCGACUCCAUCAUUUUAGUGUUCUGUUAUCUGGCAUUGUUGUAUAAUAUAUGGCAUACAUUAAAGGUAAAGACUUUGAUUAGUCAGGCGAAAGUCGGAGAGGAAUAUCAAAGUUUAGAUACGCUCUGCUUACUGAACACCGUUUACGUGGAUAUGAUGGCAAUUUUAGCGUUUCUUGUCUGGAUUAAAAUCUUUAAGUUUAUCAGUUUCAAUAAGACUCUCGUACAAUUUACAACAACUUUAAAACGCUGCUCCAAGGACUUGGCUGGUUUUAGUCUUAUGUUUGGCAUUGUAUUCUUAGCCUAUGCCCAACUGGGUCUAUUGCUAUUUGGUACAAAGCAUCCAGAUUUUCGUAACUUUAUCACCUCCAUAUUGACCAUGAUGCGCAUGAUUCUUGGCGACUUUCAAUAUAAUCUAAUUGAGCAGGCAAAUCGUGUUCUUGGGCCCAUCUACUUCUUAACCUACAUUCUCUUGGUCUUCUUCAUUCUAUUGAAUAUGUUCUUGGCCAUUAUUAUGGAGACAUACAACACGGUUAAAAGUGAAAUAACCCAAGGUCGUAGCCAACUUGGCAGUUAUGUCUAUAAGAAAUUGGCUGCUUUGUUCUAUUUUAUAUCUCACUGUGGACGAAGGCGUCGAAAUCGCGAUACUAUUAAUCCCGAACCGGAGAAACAAGAAUUCACUGACGAUCCAACUGCUGCCGUUCGCCAGGAAACGUCCAAAAUUCAAUUACGCCGGAAUAUGACUGAAUCUGAGGGUCACUACUUUGAGGAUGUUCCAAAUGAAGUCAAUAACAAGGAUAUGUAUCGUCUGACCAAUCGUGUGUCAUUGCUGGAGGAAAUUUUGGAACAACUCGUUACCAAUAUGGAUGUCGUCUUGAAGCGCGUGGAGAGAGAAAUUAGGAAGCGCAAAUAGAACAAAACUAUUUAACUAUUGUUCCAUUUGUUGAAAUAAAAUGUUAAGCGUUGCAAG